Molecule: messenger RNA, 1744 nt
Organism: Hibiscus syriacus
Lineage: Eukaryota; Viridiplantae; Streptophyta; Magnoliopsida; Malvales; Malvaceae
Product: cytochrome P450 704C1-like
Exons: 7
Coding region: 1-1704 (567 amino acids)
Molecular function (GO): iron ion binding; oxidoreductase activity, acting on paired donors, with incorporation or reduction of molecular oxygen; monooxygenase activity
Source: RefSeq, a predicted model, not a curated record
AUGGAUUGGGUUUCAGAAUAUGACGUAAGUUUGAAGUUCAAGACGAGAUGGCUUAAACUUGAUAAGGAUGAUGGGACCAAGGUAGUGAUGGCUAGAGAGAUCGCGGUAUACUACCAAGCAUCUGAUGGCAUCCGAGUAGACCUUCAGAAGAUCAAGGCAGUGUUAGAGUGGGAACCGCCUAAGAAUGUCAUCAAGAAGAUAGCUUUGCCCCUUCUCCUUCUUGUUCUAAUCCUCUUUAUUCCCAUUCUGAAAGUAUUGUUCGCCAAAUUCGUCAACAGCAAUGGCUACGCUCCAGCGGAGGGCACUAUUUUCGGGCAGAUUUUGUACUUCGACUAUCUAUACGACUACCAAACUCAAGUCGCCAAAAGGCUGCCCACUUACAGGAUGAUUGGUUUAACCCACAGUGAAAUUUCGACCACCGAUACUCGAAACAUUGAGCACAUACUCAAAACCAGUUUCAACAAAUAUGCGAAAGGUAAACAUCUGCAAGAAAAUGUUUCAGAUCUUUGGGGAGAUGGGAUUUUUGCUGCUGAUGGAGACAAGUGGCGUCAGCAGUGGAAGCUUGCCAGCUACGAGUUCUCCACCAGAGUUCUCAGAGACUUCAGCUGCUCUGUUUUCAGAAAGAACGCUGCAAAAUUGGCUACGACAAUCUCAAAGCUUGCCAUGUCGGGUCAAGUUAUUGAAUUCCAAGAUUUGUUCAUGAAAACCGCCUUGGAAUCGAUAUUUAAAGUUGGUUUCGGAAUAGAUUUAAACUGCUUGGAUUGGUUAAGCAACCAAGAGGCCACCACCUUUUCCAAGGAUUUCGAUGAUGCCAAUGAAGCGGUGAAUCUUCGUUUCAUCAAUCCUCUUUGGAAACUGAAAAGGUUUCUUAACAUCGGGUCUGAAGCUACCCUGAAGAAGAACAUCGAAAUCAUUGAUAAGUUUGUCCACAAUAUAAUAAGCACCAAGAAGGAAUUGUUGGCAAUGAACUCGGCUCCUAUUGAGAAAGAUGAUAUACUUUCGAGAUUCUUAGCGGAGAGUGAAAAGAAUCCAGAAACAAUGAGCACUCGAUAUCUAAGAGACAUUAUUCUGAAUUUCUUGAUUGCUGGUAAAGAUACAACUGCAAACACUUUGUGCUGGUUCUUCUACAUGCUCUGCAAAAACCCCACGAUACAGGAAAAGAUUGCACAAGAAGUUAUAGACCUCACUUAUAGCGAACCGAAUGAUGCUAACUUGGACGAUUUCGCGGCCACCAUAACCGAUGCAACUAUCGAUAAGAUGCAUUAUCUUCAUGCAGCACUAACCGAGACCUUAAGGCUCUAUCCUGUAGUUCCCUGGGAUGGAAGGUGCGCACAGGAGGAUGACGUUCUACCCGAUGGGCACAAAGUAAAGGAAGGAGACGAGGUUUUUUACCUGGCAUACGCCAUGGGAAGAAUGCCUUACAUUUGGGGAGAAGACGCUGAGGAAUUUCGACCAGAAAGAUGGCUUAAGGACGGAGUUUUUCAACCCGAAUCGCCAUUCAAAUUCAUAUCAUUUCAUGCCGGUCCCCGAAUUUGUUUAGGCAAGGAUUUUGCGUAUCGACAAAUGAAGAUAUUGUCGAUUGUCCUUAUCCGUUAUUUUCGGUUUAAAUUGACCGAUAAUGCACAAGAUGCAGCUUACAGAGUUACAAUUACUCUUCAUAUGAAAGGGGGACUUCAUGUUUGUGCUUUUCCCAGGGCAAUUUAACCAGCUUCCACACAUUAAACACUGUUGCCUGGAAAGUGUU